Penicilliopsis zonata CBS 506.65 is the source of this 1807-nucleotide messenger RNA. RefSeq lists its product as hypothetical. The transcript has 3 exons. The record is from RefSeq and is a predicted model, not a curated record. Bases 142 to 1728 code for a protein of 528 amino acids. Gene Ontology annotation, biological process: transmembrane transport; amino acid transport. Gene Ontology annotation, cellular component: membrane. NCBI's taxonomy places the organism in Eukaryota, Fungi, Ascomycota, Eurotiomycetes, Eurotiales, Aspergillaceae. Gene Ontology annotation, molecular function: transmembrane transporter activity.
GGUCUGACAUAUAUGCAUCGCAGGCCCUCGCCGUGAAUUGUCUCCUUUUGCCAGGCUUCCUGAGUGUCGGAACCCUUUUCCCAGCCGUUAACUAUCCGUCCAUUUUCCAGAAGAAAGGUGUACUGGCCUGGAAAACUAUCAAUGGACGACUUGGAGAUGAAGCCGGUGGACCAGAGUGUGCAGGAUGCGCACGAUCUGGCUGCCUUUGGCCAUGAUCAGGCUCUCUCUCGCAGUUUCAGCAUGGUCUCGAUGCUCAGCCUUGCCUUUUGUGUCUUGGGUACUUAUGCAGUCUUCGCACAAGAUCUCGCCAGUGGCCUCACGGGCGGAGGUCCCAUUUCGAUCCUCUGGGGUCUUUGCCUGGUCACAGUUUGCAAUGUUUGUGUGGCACUCUCUCUGGGAGAACUCUGCAGUAGCAUGCCCACUGCUCUCGGACAGGCAUACUGGGUAUAUCGUUUAUGGGAAAGCCCGACCGGUCGCUUCGUCUCCUACAUGUGUGCCUGGAUCAACACCUUCGGAUGGUGGACAUUGACGGCGUCGCAAGUGGCCUUCAUGGCCGACUUUAUUCUCGGCAUGAAAGUCAUGUUCGACGAGAAUUGGGCUGGUGCUAGCCUAGGUUGGCUCCAGUUUGUGGUGUACAUCGGCUGUGUCUUCCUCUUGACACUGAUUAACGUUGUGAGCUGCCGCAAAGACAAAGUCUUGCCCUGGAUCAACAACUUUGUUGGGGUGGGAUUUGGGGGUCUGUUCGUCAUUUUAUCCCUGGCUCUGCUGAUCUCCGUCGGUGUCAAGUCGGAUCUAUCCUUCCAGCCUGCAUCUUUUGUCUUUGGCCGUUGGAUCAACGAAACGGGCUGGGACUCCGGCGUGGUCUGGUUUACGGGUCUUGUGCAGGCUGCCUAUGGCCUGACCGCAUUUGAUUCCGUAAUCCACAUGGUUGAAGAAAUCCCCGCCCCGCGUCGCAAUGCUCCCAGGAUCAUCUAUCUUUCCGUCAUUAUUGGUGCGGUCACUGGAUUUAUCUUCAUGGUCGUCUGCCUUUUCUGCAUUCAAGACCUGGAUCAAGUGAUCAACUCGCCUACUGGCCUACCCUUCAUCGAACUUCUUGAAGAGACCGUCGGCCUCAAGGGCGCCGCUGUCCUUGUCGCUCUUUUCAUAUUCAAUGGCCUCGGUCAGGGUGUCAGUGUUCUCACCACCUCUUCCCGCCUUACUUGGAGCUUUAGCCGAGAUGGUGGCUUACCCUGGAGUGGCUACUUGUCAUAUGUCGAUCCGGUGUGGAAGGUCCCUGUCCGGGCUCUCUGGUUCCAGGGGGUAUUGAUCGCGCUUGUCGGUGUGCUCUAUCUUUUUGCCAGCACUGUUCUCGAAGCGAUCCUGAGCGUCAGCACCAUUGCACUCACCAUCUCUUAUGCCCUGCCAAUUGUGGCCCUCCUCGUUGUUGGACGCGACAAACUCCCGCCGGGAGAAUUACAACUGGGCAGGUUUGGCAAGCCGAUCAAUUGGAUCAGCUUAGUGUAUUGCUGCGUUACCACCGUCUUCUUCUUCUUCCCUACCUCGCCGAACCCAUCCGCCAGCGACAUGAACUACGCGAUCGCCGUGUUUGGCGUUAUGUUGGUAAUCUCAAUCUUAUUCUGGUUUAUGCGCGGAAGUCGUACCUACUUGAAGACGGAAGAUGCCAUCGUCGAGAUGGUGAACGCACAACGUUUCGAGAAUGAAACAGCAGGAGACGUCAAGCACAACUAGGAAAUGCGAGCCUUGCAUCAGUAUGUGUCUGAUGCCGUGAUAAUCAACUGCAGCCAGGGAUCCUUGUACAUACAUCUCC